Messenger RNA from Saccharomycopsis crataegensis, 951 nucleotides. Its product is annotated as SUR7/PalI family protein. Gene Ontology annotation, biological process: fungal-type cell wall organization; septin cytoskeleton organization; cortical actin cytoskeleton organization. The record is from RefSeq and is a predicted model, not a curated record. The transcript has a single exon. NCBI's taxonomy places the organism in Eukaryota, Fungi, Ascomycota, Saccharomycetes, Ascoideales, Saccharomycopsidaceae. Bases 1 to 951 code for a protein of 316 amino acids. Gene Ontology annotation, cellular component: cell cortex; plasma membrane; membrane raft.
AUGGCCCGACUCCAUUUCAGAUCUAGUUUCAUUGACCUAUUCUUCCUCGCAGGGUCAACCCUCUUGCUCUUAUUGAUUGUCCUUUCUGGCUCCAGUCGUAAUCCUUCCUUCCCCCUCGACCACUUCUACUGGCUCGAAGCUGACACCAGUGAUAUCCCUAACGCUUAUGCCAACACCCGCUGGACAUACUGGGGUCUCUGUGAAAAAGUUGGCCUGGUCUCCAAGAACUGUUAUGACAUUGGCCCAGCAAUCCCAAUCUCCCCAGUUGACAACUUUGAAACUGAAACUAAUAUCCCAGAUUAUGUCGUUAACAACCGUGACACUUUCUACUACUUGUCCAGAGUUGCUUGGGCUUGUUUGCUCAUUUCCUUGGUGUUUACCGGGAUCUCAUUGAUCAUUUGCUUGAGUGCCAUUUUCUCGUUCCAUUUGCAAAAACUCACUGCCAUCUUCACCUUCAUUGCUUCUACUUUACAAUUCGCCGCCGCUGCCUUAUACACCGCCACCGUCGCCCUUGCCAAACAAUACUUUGUCGAUGCCAAGAUUGGUCCUGCUUUGAUGGGGUUUGUAUGGGCCAGUGCAGUGUGUAAUUUGAUUGUCCUUGUCACCACUUUUGGGGCAUGUGUCAGAGAAGCCUACCUCCGUGCCAAAGAAAGACACGCUGUGGCUAACGGUAGUGUUUAUACCGAAAAUGAAAAACACAGCGAAUUGUUGGGUAAUCUCCACCAUCACCAUCACCAACAAGCGGUGCCUGCCCUCCCAGUGGUUUCUCCUACUACCACCGCAGUGCCUCCUCAACAACCACAACCAGUGGUCGCCACUGACGUUCCAGUACAGCAGUUUGAAGACCCAUACGCCGCCACCACUUCUGAAGAACCUGCCACCAAAAGUGGGGGAAUCAAUUUCUUCAAAGUUAAGAGAAACAGAAAAUCCGAUGAAGAAAGCGAUCUUUAG